CCACAACUCACUAUCUCGAACCUGUUCGAAGCCGGCCGGCGGGCGGUCGGCAGAGUCUGCUCAGCCAGCAGCAACCACCUUGCCUCAUUGGAUGUGGGACAAGGGGGAACGCCGAGAGCAUAAUCGACAUUACUGGCAGAUCCGCUGCUUGGCAAAGAAGCUUGUCUUGUCGGUGGAGCCCAUUCAGGAUCGGCCCUGCUUUUUCUCCUUUGGAAGGUUUAAUUUUUUUCUUUCCCUGGCGACCUCGAUGUAACCAGUUCACUCCUUAUGUUUUCUGCAGCAGGGCUCGCAUGAGACGCUCAUGAGCCGCCGCGACCUUGAGACGCUGGUUCGGACGGCCCAGGAUCCCAGGAGUCGGGGCAUCUAUGGAGUGUUUGUCAUGGGAGUGAGAUGAGACGCUGCUGCCCUGUUGGAUCAAAGAUUGGGUCACAGGGACGCGAAAGGGCCAGAAGGAGGCCGCGGGCAACCUUGUGAUAGGAGGAUGGAAGACUCUCUAUAGAGAUUUCUGGUAUAAGAUCCUCCCGCUGCCCCGGUCGAUAUCUACCUUAUUCUUCUCUCAUCAUCAACAACAUCAGACUCAGUAAUAACUUUUCCUCUCAUUCUUCACAGCAGCGCUGUUCCAUUCAUUCUUUGCCGGUCAAUACCUUUCAAAACUGUAGAUAUUUCUUAUUCACUCAUCCAUACCUUUUUACCAAGGAAGCAACCCACCGAACCAACCAGCAACAUGUACUUCUCCAAGAUCGCCGUUCUCCUCGCCCUUACCGCCACCGGCCUCUCUGCCCCGGUCGAUGCGGUCGAAAAGCGUCAGGCCAAGCUCCUAUCUGUCCAGGACUACUCCCAGUUCCAGGUGUCCGACGGCACUGGUGGCAACGCUCUUGAUGAGGUCGCUCAGAAGUUUCCUAUUGACCAGAUCAAGGCCGACCUAGCGGGCGUGAGCAAGGACGACCUGGAUAUCCUUAAGGCCGCUCGCGUUGCCGCCGAAGGCGCCGAGGCGGACGCCGGCGGCUUCAACGACGCUAUCGCCGCGGCUUCCGGGGCGGAUGCCGACGCCCUCAGUGUCGGAAAGAUCAAGAACAAGUGCCUCAAGCUCCAGCUCGAGGUCCUGGCUCUUCAGGUCGAGCAGGCCCAGGGUGCCGACAACCAGGCCAAGAUCGAUGCCGAGCAGAAGAAGCUGGACAACAACGUCAAAAUCGACAAGGGUAACGCCGGCAAGGCGAGCAAGAGUGUCGCCUUCAGUGCUACCUCGCAGCCCAAGGGCGGCAAGGCCGCCGCGGGCGGUAAGGCCGAUGCGGCCGGCAAAGCCGAUGCAGCCGGCAAGGCUGGCAAGGCCGACAAGACCGCCAAGGCUGACAAGACCGCCAAGGCUGACAAGACCGACAAGACCGACAAGACUGCCAAGGCCGACAAGGGCGCCAAAGCCGACAAGGGCGCCAAAGCCGACAAGGCCGACAAGGCUGCCAAGGCCGACAACUAAGAGUCCCUUCAUCACCGACAUCCUGUCCUACCGUUUGGAUGAGAGUUAUUCUCCUCUUAAUCUUGUCAGUGGGAGACACAGAUGUCCAUGAAACAAUGGCCGUGGGAGUUUGCGCGCUGGGGAGCCAAAUUUCUAGCUUAAUUCGUUCCAAAUAAUUCAAACCAAACGUUACGAAAGCAGUGCGCCACCAGUGUCAAAUAGGGGCUAGUAAACGAGAAAAAUACAGCAUUCGCUCCAUA
Molecule: messenger RNA, 1713 nt
Organism: Colletotrichum destructivum
Lineage: Eukaryota; Fungi; Ascomycota; Sordariomycetes; Glomerellales; Glomerellaceae
Exons: 2
Coding region: 725-1474 (249 amino acids)
Source: RefSeq, a predicted model, not a curated record